AUGGAAUGGUAUACACUGCUUGGUACUCUGUUAAUCAUUGUAUUAGUCGUUAUUUUGGGUGUUCUUUUGGCGUGCGCGUUAGCGGGACAACGAUGUACAGUUUCAAUCCAACAACGUCAACAGAAUCACGAGUUAACGAAAAUUCAACAAGAGAAAGAACGAAAACGUCAGAAGAAAUUGAGUUCACGCUUGAAACGAGCGUUGAAUCCAUCGGCGAAAUCAGAUCAACCUUUAGCACCUGUCGAAGAUGUUAAAACGGUCGAAUUUACACUUAAAUUAGGAGAUCGACCGGAACCAAUCGAAGAGGUAACACCAACUAUUGAUUCAACGAAAGUUAUUUUGCUUAAAGAUCGCUUGACGCAAGCUGAAUUGGAUGAACGACAGCGAAAACGUGAUGAAAUCAGAAAAAAAUAUAACCUUUAG
Messenger RNA from Adineta ricciae, 423 nucleotides. The record is from the annotation of a GenBank genome assembly. NCBI's taxonomy places the organism in Eukaryota, Metazoa, Rotifera, Eurotatoria, Adinetida, Adinetidae.